GAAAACAAUAGACAAUAGAGUAUUAUGGCAUACGCAUUAUACGCAUAGCGCAGAAUUAAGAAUAUGUUUGAAAGGCGUUAUGUGUUGCGAAUUUCUAUAAAGACUGUUUUACAAACUCGAUUCGCUUAAAGUGUGUUAGUACUUUUAUUUUAAUUUAUUUAUGCCUGUGUGUAAAAUGAGUAAAGCAAAUCCGUUAGGCCUCAUCGCUGCUUACGGUGAUUCUGACGAGGAGUCUGAUGAUGGGUCGGCUGUAAAGUGUGAAAACCGAGCUUAUUUCACCGCAUACGAAAACAAACCCUCAACAGUACAGGCUGGCAUCCAUCCUUCGCCGAUAGCACAUUGUCCAUGGUCAGCCUGUUAUGAUGAAAACAGCGGCUUCACAUACUAUUGGAACCAGCAAACCAAUGCGGUGACCUGGGAGGCACCAACCGAGUACCUUUUGGCUCUAAAGCUCGCCCAACAGCAGUUAACCACAGCAGGUUCUACAGAAGUGUCAGCUGAGGAAUGGCAACUCUACCAACAGGCAUUAGCGGAGAAACAAACACAGAAGACUACACCCAGCACUAAACCUGCCGCAAAGAAGACGGAGAAAAGUGUUAAAAGCAAUAAGAAACGGAGUAAAAGCGAUGAUGAGGAAAAAAUAGAACUCAUAACAUCGUACCACAACUCGGAUUCCGAGUCCAACGACGAAACAGAGAAGUCGCCGACACUGCCAACACCCAAACCAAGUAAAAUAGCAAAAGUUGUACAAAAAAAACCCAGAGCGCUGGACCACAAGCCGCCGUCAUCAGCAAACCAGAACUAUAUGGUGCCCAUAGGACCGGAACUACCCCCCGGACUAGAAAACAAGUCAACAAAACAUGUGUUAAACGAGGAGGUGAAGUUGGCACAGAAAUCGGAAAACGACUGUCCCGAGGAGAAAGUGCUGCUUAGGAAGUUGAAAGAUAAAGCGAAGCUUCUAGAAAAACUAGGAGGCGAGUUGCCUUCGGACGUGCAGGAGAUUAUCAAGGAUGACAUGAAAGCGGUGGACUCGCCGAAAUCUGACAAGGACGUUACCGAUAUUGAUGUUCUGUUGGAAGAAAUAGAAAAGAAAGAGUUGCCCAAAGUUAAACCGAAGACAAAUGAAGGCGGAUGCAAGUCUGGCAGUAACUCGCCUAGAGAUAAAACAACACCUUCAGACGAUGCGGAACCAAAAAAUACUCCCAACGGCCCGAGCUUGUUUCCCAGCGCCGCUUUUAUAGAUAAAAAUAGCAUAGAUAAAGACACACCACCCAUAGACAAUCAGAAGAAGGAGAACUUGUAUUUAAUGAACACGGAGACCGUAGACAAUGUUAACAGAAAAAGAUUGCGUAUUUCAAAUUCAGUGUUGCCCGAUCGGAAACGGGAUAAAGUCGAAAUACCGACUUACACAACGAAGUAUGCGCAGUUCGUUGAGGGCGUUUCCAGCGAAAGGACGGGUCUGGGAUUCAGUAAGGACGAAGAAUGUACGGAGAAUCCAAAAAACACUAUCAGCUACGGCAACGGAUUGACAUUCACUAAAGGAGAGACUUUGAACGAGGAGAAGAAAGACGAGGAUUUGGAUGAUCUGACGGACCUCGUGGAGGCCAAGCUGAAGUUCCUCAGCCAGAUACAACCAUACACCCUCACCACCAUCCAGGAGAUGAUGAUACAGAUGCAGACUUUGUUAUCGGCGUUCCGCGCGGGUGCGUUAUCCUCGUCAUACUGGCGGCGGUGGGCGGGCGGCGCGCGGUCGACACUGGCUGCUCACGAGGCGGCCGCCGCGCCGCCCGGCUGGAAGUGCGUCUUCCUGAGGUCUGAAGGCCGGUACUGCUACACGAGGGAGGUUGACGGCUUCCAGCAGUACGAAUAUCCAGCGGUCGAUACCACCGACAUGGAUAUAUCUACCACUCCACCACACGAACCCAAGGAGGAGAGCUGGCGCGCGACUCCCCCUCCGCCCGGAACUGAUGAUGCGGAACAAACGAUCAAUGAUGCGACAUCAAAGAAGGAGAUCGGGGACGAGCUACAGUCCUUCUACAACGACAUCGCCGAAAUAGAGAAGAGUUCAGGAACGGAACCCAACUCACCGGAACCGCCGCAGCCUCCCCCGCCGCCCGAGAUCAGCGACACCGUGAGGGAGAUGAGAGAGAUGAGGGAGACGAGGGAGACGAGGGAGAUGAGCAGGGAGAAGGACGUCCGCCUUAAUAGGAAGAAGUCAAAGGUCAAACUGUCCACGUGUAUCGGCAUGAAGCACAAGUCCGUGUCCAACUUGGUCGCCAAAUGGCAACAAGUGGCCGAAGAAAUAAACUCGGACUGAUCGGUCGCGCCGCCCGCGCGGACCUCGCCCACGAAGCCUUCCUAACGAACUGACAACAUAAUAAACAUAUUGUAUCGAUCGUGAACCUGUAAAUAUUGAUUAUCCUUAGAAUAGUUCGCUUUCUUUUCAAAUAUUACUUUUAACAUUUACGUGUAUAGAAUAGAGUAGACGGACAUCCACGAGCGUGUUUUUGUACAUAAAAUAAUAUAAUUUUGUACUUUAUCAUACAAACCGAAAUAAAGUUAUAUAAAAUGUA
Messenger RNA from Danaus plexippus (monarch butterfly), 2573 nucleotides. RefSeq names its product formin-binding protein 4-like. The coding region runs from base 161 to 2317 and encodes 718 amino acids. The record is from RefSeq and is a predicted model, not a curated record. NCBI's taxonomy places the organism in Eukaryota, Metazoa, Arthropoda, Insecta, Lepidoptera, Nymphalidae. The transcript has 10 exons. Gene Ontology annotation, molecular function: protein binding.